AUGAGUCUUUGGCAACUUGAGAGUUCUUGUUGGAGUUGGGUCUGGAAUUUCAAUUCUCUCUCGAGCGCAACAACAGAUGUCAGAAUAACAUUCCCCACUGUCCUUCUUGCCACCAUAAACUGUGUAUUGACCGAACUUGCAUUUACAGGAAGACCGGUCAAUACAAGGUUCACAGUUGAAAUAGUUGUACUCAUACCUGGUGAGUACGAGUGUGAGUAA
Trichomonas vaginalis G3 is the source of this 219-nucleotide messenger RNA. RefSeq lists its product as uncharacterized. The transcript has a single exon. NCBI's taxonomy places the organism in Eukaryota, Parabasalia, Trichomonadida, Trichomonadidae. The record is from RefSeq and is a predicted model, not a curated record. The coding region runs from base 1 to 219 and encodes 72 amino acids.